AUGGCGGAUUCGCUCGGAGGGGAUGCUACAGGAGUAGCUUUUGAUCUUCUAAUGAAAACCGUAUUAGACGUAGCCUUGAGAGUAGCCCGUUUCAGGUCCGAACUCAACCACUUGAUAUCAACUCUGAUUUCAAUCAAGCCAUUUGUCAAGAACAUUGAGAAGCUGAAUGGAUUGUUGGACAACCGACGAGAAGGAGCAGAGAUGCUCAAUAAGCUGUUUAAACAGGGCGAAGUGCUCAUUCACGAGUGCUUGAAAAUCGAGCAGUGGAGGCUAGACAAGAAGUAUUCGUACGCGAAGAAACUGGAAGAAUUUGAAAGCUCGUUGUCGUGGUUUUUAAAGAUAAAUGUGCAGGCUGAGUUGGCUAGAGAUUUCAAAAGUGUUGCCGUGGCAGUAAAUGUUCUUCAGGAGAAAAUGGAUAAAAUAAUUUCUGUCCAAGAUAAUGAUCGCAAUGUUAACUCAUAUGGGUUUGCAGGUUGGUGUGGUGUUCCGGGAGUUACGGGAUUUGUGGUUGGAUUAGACGUGCAGCUUCAGGAACUGAAGGCGAUGCUGCUAAAGGAUGGAGUGCCAAUUGUUGUGCUUUCGGCUCCUGGUGGCUGCGGAAAGACUACACUGGCGAAAUUGCUCUGUAAUGAUGAUGAAAUUAAAGGUAAUCAGUGA
This is a messenger RNA of Fraxinus pennsylvanica, 657 nucleotides long. The record is from the annotation of a GenBank genome assembly. Lineage: Eukaryota; Viridiplantae; Streptophyta; Magnoliopsida; Lamiales; Oleaceae.